UAGAUGAGAUAUACAUGUCAUCUCUUGAUGGACUGGACUAAGAAGGUGUACAGGCUUGUGCCAAACUGGAAGCGUGAAUCAGAAGUAAAAAAUCUAGGUUACAAGGUUCAUGGCAAUCCUUUCUCCACCAGCACAAGGCGUGUUCUCGCUGUUCUCCUUGAGAAAGGGCUCUCUUACGAGUCCAUUACUGUCGAUUUAAAAUCCGGUGAACACAAGACGGAGUCUUUCCUCUCUCUCAACCCUUUUGGUCAAAUCCCAGUUUUUGUAGAUGGAAACAUUAAGCUGCAUGAGUCUCGAGCCAUAACACAAUACAUCGCAUAUGUUCAUAGCACAAGAGGCACACAACUUUUGUAUCUUCAAAGCCACGAGACAAUGGCAAUACUAACAGUGUGGAUGGAAAUCGAAGCUCACCAGUUCGAUCCAUUUGCAUCAAAACUCACUUGGGAGCAAGCCAUUAAGCCUAUCUACGGUCUAGAGACUGACCAAGUGGUCGUCAAAGAAAACGAGGCUAAUCUAGAGAAGGUUCUAGAUAUCUACGAGAAACGACUCGGAAAAUAUAGAUUCUUGGCUUGUAAUACCUUUACUUUGGCUGAUCUUCAUCAUUUGCCAAAUAUUCAAUACCUUUUGGGAACUCCAACAAAGAGAUUGUUCGAAGAUCGACCUAAAGUGCUUAAGUGGGUGGGCGAGAUUACGGGUAGAGAGGCUUGGAAGAUGGCUUGUGAUCAUGAAAAGUAUUGGUUUGGUAAGCAAACGAAAUAAAUGAAAACUGUGUGAGAAUGUAAUUGUGUGUUGUAUAGUUUGGCCUUUGUUUGUAAGAUUGUGUUGUUUGUUGUGUGGUGAAUCUUAUAAGAUUCAUUGUGUGUAUGUAUGUUGUGAUGUAUGUGUGAAUAAAGGGAAUAAUAAUAACAGUAAUUUAAACUAUUUAG
Molecule: messenger RNA, 926 nt
Organism: Brassica oleracea var. oleracea
Lineage: Eukaryota; Viridiplantae; Streptophyta; Magnoliopsida; Brassicales; Brassicaceae
Product: glutathione S-transferase F4-like
Exons: 4
Coding region: 4-759 (251 amino acids)
Cellular component (GO): cytoplasm
Molecular function (GO): glutathione binding; glutathione transferase activity
Source: RefSeq, a predicted model, not a curated record